Molecule: messenger RNA, 2139 nt
Organism: Fusarium graminearum PH-1
Lineage: Eukaryota; Fungi; Ascomycota; Sordariomycetes; Hypocreales; Nectriaceae
Exons: 2
Coding region: 1-2139 (712 amino acids)
Source: RefSeq, a predicted model, not a curated record
AUGCUUUACGAAGGGAAUAUUUCUCAGUGGUUGGGUCGUGAUAAGCUAUCUCAGCAAAUAGACCACCAUGCCUAUCUACAAUCCCUCCGAGCUAAUUCAGCUUGCGAGUUCCUCCUGGGAAAGCCCGAGUUCGAAAGCUGGUAUGACGCGCCCGAUUCUCAGCAACUUGCCAUCCUUGGAACUACAGGAAGCGGCAAGAGCGUCAUGAUGAGUUUUCUCAUUGAUGAUCUAUAUGAGAGAACAAAGCACAAGAUGCCAAAACCCAUCAUUCUCUACCACUACUGCCAGAAUGACGAAACGGGAGAUGCGUUAUACAUGGUCUCGUCCUUGAUCCUGUCACUCCUUGAGCAGUGUGAUGGAUUGGCAGAAACCUUUCAUGACUGGUGCAACCAAGACCUCCGCAAAGGAAACUCUUCGCCUUUGACAAAUGUUGAUAAGUUGGUUGACUCCUUUCAGAAAAGUGUGGGAGAACUAUAUCGGCCACUUUUCCUGGUAAUUGACGGCUUUAAUGAGUGCAACAUGGAAUCUCGGACUGUACUUCUGGAAACACUGCAGGCUUUGUCGCAAAAUAUCUCGGAAACGAAAGUUGUGCUAUCCUCUCGUCCCUGUCAGGACAUACUCAAUCAGCUGGAUGUGUUUCCCAAGAUUGACAUUGGCUCUGAUAAGGCAAGAGACAAGAUUAUUGCUGAGAAGACCGUCGAAAUGAACCUAGCUUCUCUGGACCCAGACGUCAAACAGUUCGCUGUGGAGAGACUGUCUAGUCAUGCACAGGGAUGUGCUAUAUGGACAAAGAUGACAGUUGCAGAUAUUGCAGCUCAGGAGAUCAGGUCACUUGACAGUAUGAAAGAGUUUCUAGACAGUAUACCACUACCGCAGGAACUCUCAGACUUUUACGCCAGUCUGUUCAGUCGAUGCACUGGCAAGGACCCGGAAGUCCAGCAUAUGGCUGCCACAGCCUUGGAAAUUCUGUGCGCAGUUCGAAGGCGGCUAAGCAUCCUCGAACUCGCUUGGGCAGUUGCACUGGUUACACAUCCAGAUUGUACGACCGUUGCUGAGGUUGCUGGACUGGUGGAUGAUCAGCGUGUCAUGUCACUCAUUGGACCUUUCAUUGCUGGUGUCGACUUCAACGAUCUCAAGAAACGACAAGUCACCUUUGUCCACCCAUCAGCAAAGGAAUUUGUAUUGAAUGGAUUACCUUUGACUCGAUCAGGGCUUCAGGAUGUAGAAACACUUUCAUCAGCCCCUUCUAUUACAUCAAGGCUGGAGAAUACUAUUUUCGACGUCUGCGUUCGAUACCUACUUCUCGACGAAAUCAACAAUGAACCUCUGUUUUACGAAGAGCAGAUUAUUGCGGAUGAAUUGCCUCAAGACAUGAAUCUAUUCAGCGACGACGAUGGCGCAACUACCUAUACUACAGACUCUUCGUGGGAGCAUUGGGAGGAGGGUAUGACCAGGUACGACCCAGCGGAUCGCGGAUUCGGCGAGUUCUUUGUCUAUGCCUCUUGCCACUGGAUAGAUCAUUUCGGGUCUAUCACAGAAGAGCCUCUCCCCAAUCUAGCAAGUGUCGAAACAUUGUGUCAAGCCAACUCAACCAGAUUGCUCAACUGGACCAGCCAGCAUAGUCGACCGGACUGUGUUCUUCAGGCAAGAUUUGAGUUCGAUGGUAGCUUAUAUGAUCCCCUGAGCAUCACAUCGCUCUACGGAUCAGAAGAGUUGCUGUUGGAGAUGCUUGAAACAUCCCAAUUUGACUCUCCUGAGUUCUUGCCCGAUACAGCUAUGCUUGCUGUGGACCAGGUCCUUCAAUGGGGUGACUUACGCAGACUUCGAAUGUUGUUUUUUGGACGUGGAACUGCACGAUAUCUUCAGAAUCUUGACUUUUUUCGCCGGAUUAUCGACGCGUGGUGCUUUUCCAACAAAAGUUACAGUCGGGAUUGGGAUGCUGCAUCUGACAUCAUCGAUGGCAUCCCCGAUAUUUUAGCCAGAGAGGGAUGGUGUAAUGAACUCCUCUGUCUGGCUUCUAGUCGAGGCUGCCAGCCAGUCACUGAACGAUUGAUGAAACUCGCCCGGCAGAGCAGUGAUCUUAGAAAGGAGUCAAUCCAUGGGACUCGGCGACAGUCACGAAGCUUCCGAGUCCGCUAG